This is a messenger RNA of Schistosoma turkestanicum, 3927 nucleotides long. The record is from the annotation of a GenBank genome assembly. Lineage: Eukaryota; Metazoa; Platyhelminthes; Trematoda; Strigeidida; Schistosomatidae.
AUGAAACUGUCGAUAAAUAAUUGUCAGAAUCUAAUCUCAACAUCAGUACUAAUUUUAUUAUCUUUCGUAUUCUUAAACAGUUUAUUUAUUUAUUGUGACUUAUCACUUCAUGAAGAAGAUUAUCAGUCAAACAAAAAACAUAAUGAUAACAGUAUAACCAACAAUAACAACGCCAAUAAUAAUCGUAACAAUGAAAUAUAUCAGCAACUUAAAGAAAGUAAAAACAUGGAGAACCAUAUUCAUAAGAGUUUAGUAAACAACAGAUAUCAUGCAGAAAAUAUCCCAAACGAAAACACACAUAAGUUUAAUUUUACAUUGAAAACUACAAAUGACAUAAAUCAUGAUAAAUCAUUGCCUGUAAUAAUUUUUUCACGUAAAAAUGCUACUGAAAAUCAACUUCCGGUAGAGGAACCAGUUUCAAAUAAUUCAUCGAAUAAGGGUGAACCUAAUAAAUCAACAAUUGACCAUAAAAAGAUAUCUCAUAGUAGAUAUUUACCAUCUUGGACAUAUUCUACACCAUCUACAUUGAUUAAGUCAGCGACAAAAGUUAUUGAAAAUUGGCCACUCAGUGACUAUCGUGUUGAAUUUAUCGAAGAUUUAAUUCAAAAAAAUAUUGGAAUAAGAUUUGAAGAUGAUGAUACAAGUGAUUUCUCACAAAUGAUUAUUGUGCCAAAAACAUCUUCAAUUUAUGUAGUUAAAAAUCGAGAAACGCUGUUAAAGUUAGACAUGACAACAUUCGAACAACACGAUAAAUAUAUACUACCAGUGUCAUUGAAGUCUUCACCAGGAUGCAAUGAUUCUUGGUCAUGUGACUCGAAAAAAGAAAUCAGUCUACUUGCUAAAAUGCCUGAUGAACGUAUGAUUUGGCUUUGUUAUGUAACCCAUCGUUCUUAUGGCAGUCGUCCUAAUCUACUUGCUGAAAGUGGUUGUAUGGUCCCAACGGUUGAAAAUCUGGCUACUCCAUUAAUUCAAUGGGAAAAUCCUCAUUUUAAUUCAUUAUAUCCUGAUAAACCAGCCAGUGUACUUAAUGCAGCUGAUGGAUUCACUUAUAUAUCUGCAUUUACCUUUGAUUACUUACGUAUAUUUCGUGCCUAUAUGCCUGACUGGAAUGGAAAUUUUAAUUGGACAGGUGCUCUUGUUACUGAUAAGAAUCCAAAAUUGAUAGCAGAACCGGCGCAAAUUUUAUUGACUUUUGAAACAACUGAUGAAAUUUAUUUCGUUCUUCGAGAACAACCAAGUUCACAAAUGUCCAAAUGUGAAAUAAAUGUUGACAGUUCAAUAAACACAUUGACUAAAGUCGAAAAAUUAAAACGAUUGCAUCAACCUUACUGUUUAACAAGUAUAGCACGUUUGGUAAGGGUUUGUAAAGGUGAUCCAGGUGGUUUACCAUUUAUCAGCUCAAAUAAUUUUGCAACAUUCGCUAAAGCCGACUUAAUAUGUCCUGCUACAAAUGAAAAUGGGGGAUAUUUCAGUUAUACACAUGUUUCAGCAGCUUAUUGGGAUAAUAAUACACAAUUACUGUAUGCAACGUUUACAACAGAAAAAUCUGCUCCUGUUGGAAGUGCUUUAUGUAUUUACAGUUUAAAUGAGCUGAAAGCUUCGUUCAGUGGACCAUUAAUACAUACUAAUGCAAAACAAAAUCAUGUAAAAUCAUCACCUGUACCAAAUUCAUUUUCAAAUAUUUGUUCAAGAUUCAAUUCCAAAAACAGAACUGAAGAAGAAGUAAAAGCUGGAAGACUUUUAUCUUUACGUUUUCCUUACCGUUAUUUACCAAUCAAACCACUACAUGGUCAUGCAUUAAUAUCUCAAACAGGUGAUAAUUGGGUGCAUUUACAAGCUUAUAAUUUACCUUCACUAAUAAAUCAUUAUCAAAGUGAAGAACAGGUCAAAACAAGCCUCAUAUGGGUUGGCACAAGGAAACGUUUGAUUCAAUUCGUAGUGUAUACGUAUAGCAGUAUAACACUGCCUAAUGGAGAGAGAUAUUCAACAGAUAACAAUUAUGAAACGAAACCCAUAAUAUGCAAAAUCAAAGAGAUUUUUCUUGGACGUCAAAUUGAAACAGUAAUUCUUCAGUUACCAUCUGAUAAAUUGAGUUCAAACGUUAACCAAAAGUUUGAAGUACACAGUGACUCCAUGUGGAAUCAAAAGGAUCCUUCUAAAAUAACUAAAGGUAUAAGAAUGAACUCAUUUAAAACAUCACAAAUAAAUAAACUUUACGAUGAAGAGAUCAUUGGUAAAAUAGAAAACGAAGAAAUUCGUCUUAUUGAAAUAUCAGCUUCCAAUUUACAUAUCAUGACAAAUAAAAAAUUGUUUCGAAUACCAUUGGCACGUUGCUUUGAAUAUCAAACAUUUGAUGAUUGUCUUAACUCGAAAGACCCACAUUGUGGUUGGAAUUGGUCUGAAGGUAGAUGUUCAAGUGGAUAUCUAUUUGAGUCUACCGUACAAAUUAAUCGUUUAAGUACAUUUUCACCAUCAAUCGAUCAUAGACAACGAAGUAAUCACCAAUGUCCAACAAAACGUCUUUCAUUCUAUAAAGAUAAAGAGAGUUCAUGGACAAAGUGGUACGAUUGCGAAUGGCUUAUUUCACACCAAACGGGUGAUCUAGUUCCUAUCACAAUUCACAACCAGCAAGGUGAUGAUGUUAUUGAAAGUGUUAAUGAUGAUAUAUCAAAUGAACUGUUGGGCAGUUGUUUAUGCCGAGUUUGUAUCAAUCAAGUUAAUUGUGUUCUUGGUAUACAACAAGUUAAAAAUUGUACUCGCUACGAUCAAAAUUGGCUUCCUUGGUCUACUUGGAGUGACUGUGAUACAACCAAUAAUAUUCAAAUACGGAAAAGGCAAUGUCGACCUAAUGCAGUUUGCUCGGGAAAUAAUAUCGAACAACGAUCAUGUUUGGACGAUGAAAGCUGGUUUAAACAAUCCAAUAUCAUACCGAAAUCAGCCAGUUACAAUAAACCAAGAAUUAAUUAUAUAACUCAAACUGAAGGUUUCACUCUUACACAUUUGAUACUUGUAGUUAUAUGUGGAUUACUAACUGGCAGCUUAAUAACGGUCAUAUUGGUUUGGUCAUGUAGACGUCAUCGUUGGUCAUACGAUGAGAAUGAUAUUGCUAAAUUAAUAAGCAAAUAUCAUACAAAAACCAUACAUACUCAUUAUAGAAAUCGUCUACCUAAUGAAAGUCAACAAACCUGUUUAACUACUAGUGAACCAUUAUACAAUCAUUCAUGGAGUUUAAUCGAUGAAAAAGAACCUAUCUGGUGUACAAAAUCAGAUAUUGCAGCACAAGUACCAACAGAUACACGUUAUGAAUAUUUACCAUCUAGUCAUAUAAUGCCAGUCAACACCAGAUUGAACAGAUCAUUUGGCCGAAAGCCAACAGAAAUACCCAAUUCAAACGCCCUACGUCAUGAUGUGUCAAGAAAUGCACAUUUACUUUCAAAUACACCGUCACCAGUAUCAGUGACAAGUAAUCCGUCAACAACUUCAACAUUACUGAAAGACAAGUUUACAUAUGAUCUAUUCACUGAACAAAAUUCUAAUGUUUUAAAUGAUGGAAAACUAAUUAAUGUUACACAAGAUAAUAGAAAUGAGAAUAAUAACGAAAAUUCAGGGAAUUUAUACUUGACUGGUUAUUUUUAUGCACCAAUCGAACCAACAUCAACAGUAACAACUUUACCGACAACAAGAAUCAAUGUUAAAUUACCUGAACACCACGACUAUCCAACUAAACAAACACCUGUUUUAUCAUCAUUUUAUCAUCAACCGAAUACUGGUCUCGUUAUUCCAAAGUCCAUUUUCAUACGACCUGCAUUACUGCCACAUAGAGGAAAUGAACAUUUAAACAAUAGUAUUGUUAGUAAUAAUAUGAUGACAAAACGUAUUGACGGUGAAAUGUUUACAAUCACAGAAAAUCCAGCACAAUUUUCAUGA